Messenger RNA from Impatiens glandulifera, 2642 nucleotides. RefSeq names its product toMV susceptible protein tm-1(GCR26). Gene Ontology annotation, biological process: carbohydrate derivative metabolic process. The coding region runs from base 128 to 2398 and encodes 756 amino acids. The record is from RefSeq and is a predicted model, not a curated record. Lineage: Eukaryota; Viridiplantae; Streptophyta; Magnoliopsida; Ericales; Balsaminaceae. The transcript has 10 exons. Gene Ontology annotation, molecular function: carbohydrate derivative binding; catalytic activity.
UAACAAUCGUUUCUCUCACCAAAAUCAUCCUUGAAGUUGACUGAAAGCUUAUACAUAAAAAGCAGAUAGAGAGAGAGACUGAGAGAAUUCCCACAAACCACUAUUCCAAGCUCGCCCUACGACGAAGAUGGAACAACAGCAGAAGAAGAAAGUUCUCCAAGUGUUCUGCAUUGGAACAGCUGAUACCAAGCUUGAUGAGUUACAGUUCCUAUCGGAGUCUGUUCGAUCUAAUCUCACCGCCUUUACCAAUCCAUCGUCUUCCUUCGAGGUAGAAUUGACGAUUGUUGAUGUUUCAACGGGUCCCAAGGAAAUUGGAACCUCUGCCAAUUUCAAACUUGUAUCAAGGAGGGAUGUGUUACGUUACUAUUUUGAAUUUCAUAAUAUUGCGCCUAUUGAGCUACCCGAUGACAGAGGAAAAGCUAUAUCUAUAAUGAGUCAGGCAGUAGAGCAGUUCUUGCAGAAAGCCCACAAGGGUUGUUCUCUUGCUGGAGUUAUUGGUCUGGGUGGAAGUGGAGGCACCUCUCUUUUAUCAUCUGCCUUCAGAUCCCUUCCAAUAGGAAUGCCCAAGAUCAUUGUGUCAACAGUUGCGAGUGGUCAAACUGAACCAUAUGUAGGAACGUCAGAUUUGAUAAUGAUGCCAUCUGUGGUUGAUAUUUGUGGUAUUAAUAGUGUUAGCAGAGUUGUUUUGUCCAAUGCUGGAGCCUCUUUUGCUGGAAUGGUUAUUGGAAGGCUCAACAAUUUGAGAAGCCUUUCUAACGGGGAUGGCAGGCUUACAGUUGGUUUAACCAUGUUUGGGGUGACAACUCCUUGUGUAAAUUCUGUUAAAGAGAGAUUGAAUAGUGAAGGCUAUGAAACACUGAUUUUUCAUGCUACGGGAGUGGGGGGUAGAGCUAUGGAGGAUCUUGUUGCUGGCGGAUUUAUACAGGGUGUCUUGGACAUCACCACAACAGAAGUGGCAGAUCACAUAGUUGGUGGAAUCAUGGCUUGUGACAGUUCACGCUUUAAUGUCAUCAUAGAAAAGAAGAUUCCUCUAGUCCUGAGUGUAGGAGCAUUGGAUAUGGUGAAUUUUGGUCCGGAAAGUUCAAUUCCUUCUCAUUUUAAACAAAGAAAAAUUUAUAAACACAAUGAGCAGGUAUCUUUGAUGCGAACUACAGCUGAAGAAAACAAGAAAUUUGCUAGCUUCAUAGCUUCAAAAAUCAAUUGUUCAUCGUCAAAAAUAUGUGUUUGCUUACCAGAAAAAGGAGUAUCUGCUCUCGAUGCUGAGGGAAAGCCAUUUUCUGAUCCUGAAGCUACUGGUACUCUAAUUAACGAAUUACAGAAUCUUAUCCAGACAAAUGAAGAUCGACAGGUAAAGCUGCUUCCCUAUCAUAUAAAUGAUCCUGAGUUUUCCUGUGCACUGGUUGACUCAUUUCUGGAGAUAUGUAAGACUUCCCAAUGUUCUAGACCUGAACCUGAGAUUUGUAAACCCAACCAGGGGUUUCAUGAGGAUUAUGUUCCCAUUAAAAAGUUUACAGAAUAUGGUGCAAUUUCUUAUAGCUUGAGCGACUUUCCUGAUGCAAAACCAGAAACGUUGCAAAGAACAAGGAUGAUAUUGCAACAACUGAAAGAUGAAAUACAGCAGGGGAAGCCCAUCAUUGGUGCAGGUGCAGGAACAGGAAUAUCUGCCAAGUUUGAGGAAGUUGGGGGUGUGGAUCUGAUAGUGCUGUACAACUCAGGGAGGUUCAGGAUGGCUGGAAGAGGUUCCUUGGCAGGCUUAUUACCUUUUGCAGAUGCAAACGCAGUGGUCCUUGAGAUGGCCAAUGAGGUGCUUCCGGUGGUAAAGAGAGUACCUGUGCUCGCAGGAGUAUGUGGAACUGACCCUUUCCGACGAAUGGAGUACUUCCUAAAACAGUUGGAGUCAAUUGGAUUUUCAGGAGUGCAAAACUUUCCGACUGUAGGACUCUUUGAUGGAAACUUCAGACAGAAUCUUGAAGAGACAGGGAUGGGAUACGGCCUGGAGGUUGAGAUGAUUGGAAAAGCUCGUGAAAUGGGCCUAUUAACAACUCCAUACGCUUUCAAUCAAGAUGAAUCCAUUGAAAUGGCUAAAGCUGGUGCUGAUAUCAUAGUGGCACACAUGGGUCUUACAACAUCAGGGUCUAUUGGUGCUAAAACGGCUCUCUCUUUAGAGGGAAGUGUAGAUUGUGUUCAGGCCAUUGCUGAUGCUGCCCAUAGCAUCAAUCCGGCUGUCAUUGUUCUGUGUCAUGGAGGUCCCAUUUCUGGUCCAAAAGAGGCGGAAUUCGUGCUGAAGAGAACAAAGGGAGUUCAUGGGUUUUAUGGUGCAUCAAGCUUGGAAAGGCUUCCAGUUGAACAUGCUAUAACAUCUACUGUCCAGCAGUAUAAAUCCAUUCCAAUGAAGUAACAACAUUCAGCAUAGUCAUGUGGUAUAAAGAAACAUUACUUCUGUACCUGAGGGUGGAGAACUUGCACGGUCAGAUCAUUCAUUUCAUUGUGUGUUUUUUCUCAUUUUGAAUGACAAGUUUUGUUCUAGUUCUCAUGAGUUUGUAAUAAUAAAUGCUCAAUUUUUAUAAUUGGUGAUUAAGAGACUAAAUGUCUUAAAAUCGAAUUUAAAAUGUCUAAAGUUGAGUUGAAGUUAUAAUGACGGU